Clupea harengus (Atlantic herring) is the source of this 4485-nucleotide messenger RNA. Its product is annotated as carboxyl-terminal PDZ ligand of neuronal nitric oxide synthase protein. NCBI's taxonomy places the organism in Eukaryota, Metazoa, Chordata, Actinopteri, Clupeiformes, Clupeidae. Gene Ontology annotation, molecular function: nitric-oxide synthase binding. The record is from RefSeq and is a predicted model, not a curated record.
UCCAAUCGGGAAUCAUUCCGGAGGGGAGAGCGUGCGGCGCUAAUGAGCAAUGCCACCCGCCGUGAGAUUCAAACCCAGCCCCUGUGCGACAGAGACCUGCAGGAACCGCGACCCCUGAAGCCCGCUUGGACUUAGCCUCUGUGCCGGUUCGAGAUGAGCUCUCCUCCACUGGAUUAGGAACAUAUUUGACAGACAAUCCCAGAGUUGCUUUCGAAAGUUGUGUUUGUAACCUGCGGAGCGAGGUCAUUACGAGAGCUGAAACUGGGGACAAGGGAGAACAAAUAGGCGCCUAAACGAGUCCUUUGUGGAUAGGACUCCUCUCCGAUGCAACCGCAGGCAGGGGUUGUCAUGGGCAUUCUUCCUUUGCUCCUACUUGCAGUCGGCGCCGUUUUUUCGGCGUGUUAGACUGGACCAGGCAGACUUUCCACCUGCGAUUUGACAUCAGCUCCCGUGGUUAUUAAGUAGCCGCGCCGGGCUCAGGUUACUACGUAGCCUACGUGUUUUUGUAAAAUGCCCGGGCGGAACAGGUACAAUCUGGUGGACGAUGUGGGUGAUUCUCGGGUCCCUCUCCACAACGAAGAGGCUUUUCAGCACGGGAUUAAUUUCCAAGCCAAGUACGUGGGCAGUCUGGAUGUCCCAAGACCCAACAGCCGCAUGGAGAUUGUAGCAGCAAUGAGGAGGAUCAGGUAUGAAUUCAAAGCCAAGAACAUCAAGAAGAAGAAGGUCAGCAUUGUGGUGUCUGUGGACGGAGUCAAAGUGGUGCAGCGCAAGAAGCAGAAGAGGAAAGAAUGGACUUGGGACGAGAGCAAGAUGUUGGUGAUGCAGGACCCCAUCUACAGGAUAUUCUAUGUGUCCCAUGAUUCCCAGGACCUGAAGAUCUUCAGCUACAUCGCUCGUGACGGCACCAACAACUCCUUCAGAUGUAACGUCUUCAAGUCCAAGAAAAAGACUCAGGCCAUGCGUAUCGUGCGUACGGUGGGCCAGGCGUUUGAGGUGUGUCAUAAGCUGAGCCUCCAGCAUACCGAGCAGAAUGCAGACGGACACCCAGACGGACACCCAGACGGACCCGCGGACGGGGAGAGUGACAAGUCUACAGAGGAGAACAACAACACCACCAGCCAGAGUCGUCAGCUAACGGGGGCGGAGUCCGAGGAUGAUAGUGGCUUGGCUGAGCGGCCACAGGAAGCCUCUCUGACCGAGCAAGCUGUGAAUGACAUCCUCCAGAGCCUAUCAGAACUCAACGUGGUCAAGCCUGAGCAAACCCUCCAGGACCUGGAGGGCGUCUCUCUGUACACCCUGUCUCCCAGCGCUCUCUCUCCAAGAAGCCCCUGCUCCCCCACUCUCACCCCAUUGGCCACCCAGCACUACCUGCAGCUGCUACAGCAACAGUUGCUACAGCAACAGCAGCAAACACAGGUGACCGUCGCACAGGUGCAGCUCCUGAAGGACCAGCUGUCCGCCGAGACCACGGCCCGCAUAGAGACCCAGGCCCGAGUUCACCAGCUGCUCCUGCAGAACCGAGACCUGCUCCAGCACGUAGCACUGCUGGUCAAACACAUCGCACAGCUAGAGGGGAAAGCCAUCAAUGGGGGCACUCACACUGAGGACUCGCCGUGGCACCCCCCAUCCUCUCGCUCGCUCUCCCUGAACCUGAAGAAUCACUACAGCUCCUCCCAGGACCAGCCCAUAACCUCCACCCCCGCAGGGGGAGCCAGGUCCACCCCCACGCCUUUCUCACAAGUGGACGGUGCCGAGUCCUACCUCAGCCUGCUCAACCUGGGCGGGACCAAUGGCGUCGCAGCCAAUGGGAAAGCAGAGAGGACAGGAAGCAGGAACGGAUCAGACACACCCCAUGAAGAGACUGGCCAGCUCGUGAGCAGGAACUCAGCGUCACUGGAUGAACACUUGAAGCAAAUCAUUCCCAAGUUGGACCCUCCCCCUCCAGCUAUCAACCGAAAGCGCUCAAUCAGGACGCUCUCUCCUGGCUCAGAGGCGGGGCCUAAACCCUCAUCCACGCCCAUGUCCACGCCCACCGUGUCUAAUGGGAGUGGCUUCCGAACCCUGUGCGCUAGCACCUCCUUCCCAGACUUCACGCCCUGCUCCGGCGACUUCUACUCGCUAAGCAACGGCAGUGCCGAGAGCACCAGUGAGGAUUCGGGGGUGCGCUCCGAGGACAAGUCCCUGGUGUCACCGCCGCCACCAUCGCUGCCCGGAGAGGACCCGUUUGAGGACCGCGGCUCCACCUUCAUGUCUGCAUCCAGCACGUGCAGCAGCCUCCCCGAGGACCGGCCUCCCGUUGCCUUUGCCGCGGACGCCGUAACCGUGACGCCGCCCCGCCCAGCCACGCCCCACAGCUACGGCCACACCCUGCCCUUCUCCUCACCGCUCAAUGACACCUGCCUGCACAUCAGCCUGAGCGAGGACGAGCUGCUGGAGACCACCGCCUGAGGAGGCCCGAGGAGGCCUGAGGAAGCCUAACCACAGCUUACCUCGCUGGGCUGACGGAACCACUCCAGCCUCAGGCUUCACCCGAGGCCUCCAGGAUCUUCCACAUCUUUUCUUUAUUUCUCUCUUUAUUUUCCUCUCUGAAGUUGCUGUGGUUCAGAGUCGUUUCAAGUGCUUCCAGGUCUAGAAGGGAAGCCCUGGGAUGUGGUUUCUCUGGAUGAACCAGUAUACCAGGGUCUAGAGAUUUAUGUGGUUUCUCCUGAGAGCGUGUCUGACCAGGGACCUUUCGGAGCCAGACACAGCCUCCGUGGGGAUGGCAAUGAGACGUAUAUUUUUAUAUUACAAAAACAGUUCACAGAAAUCAAUGGAGAGAACUGUAUAUGAAAUAAGUCUGAUUGCUGUUUAUGGAAUAAGUCUGAUUGACUGAAUAGAUGAUGUAUUUUUGUAUAGAAAAGAUGGAGUAUUAGAUUUGAUCUUCUAGCUGCUGUUAAGUGUGUUUAGUGUGUAGGGAGGUACUGCAUCAUCAAUACUAGUGAACACACACACACACACACUGUGAUUUUAAGUAGUGGCAGGGAAAGCACACACACACUUUUUUUACACUGCAGUAGUCAGCAAAUAAGUAUCCAUGAGAAAUAGUAUAGUUAGUUUUAUUUUUUUGAUUUGUUUAUGUUAUUUGCUGUUGUUUACAUGUGUGCAAGAGCGUUCUGUAAGUAAUGUUGGGUUGUUGAUGGAUUGCGACGGGUACAACGAGAGGUGCUGUUUACACGCCUCCCCAGGAAAGGACGAUAAGAAGACGAGAGGAACAAGCAAGUUGGAGAUAAACGGGCAACAGAAAGUUGAAAGGCAACAGUGGUGUGUGUAUGUGUGUGUUUGUGUGUGUGUGAGAAUGAGAGAGGAGGGGAGUUGAUUGCGGGUUUGCAAAAUGUAUUGAGCCAAACUAAAUUCAUCAGUCUCAAAAAACGGAGGCAGGUUUUACUCAUAUUGUAGAGAUAACAGCAGUACAGGAACCUUCAGUGAUUAAAGAAAUUGAAACAUUUUUCAGUGCACAAACACACACACCCACAAAUACUGUGAGUAUAACUGUGAACAAGAUGAAAAAAGGAACAAUCAGCUCUCCUGCAAACCGUUGGAAUAUUUUUUUUAAGUAAGAGGAGAAUUGACCACACACACACACACACACACAGACGUAUUUCCAUACUCUGAAAGACAGGUUUUAGAUUCAGUCAGACUGGAUGGCCUGUAAUUUCCCUGUGAUUUCCAUACUGUCAGGGUCAGUUAAGGUGUGAUUGCUAUCACUCCAUACUGGACGAAAUAGCCUUGAUUGGACAGAAAGAGAGAGAUAAUAGAGUGAAAGAGAUAGAGCUUUUGUGAUUGUGUGUGUGUAUGUGUGAGUGAGAGAGAGGGAGAGAACUCUGUGUGUGUGUAUGUGUGUGUGAGAGACAGACAGAGAGAGGUGUUUCAUGUCCUGCAGAUCAGCGAUUUCCGUUCAGCAUGAGUUCUCAUUUCCAGUCCAACACUCUUGGAGAGUUUACUGUGUCCCCUGCUGAUGACAUCAUUUAUUCCCAUGAUUCAUUGCUCCAGAUUUCCAUCCAAUAGCAUGGCAUUUCAUAGGAAACAGGCAAAUCCAAUCAAUCAAAUCAUAUCUUAGCUUUUAGUAAAGUCAAGGAGCUGAAAUUUGAGGGAAGCAAAGAUCUUUGUCAGAAUUACCACACAUGUCCUCUGCAAUAAGACACGCUCACACAGACAGAUAAUCAGUCACACACACACACGCACACCAAAGGAGAGGGGGAUUUUAGGAUUCACAGUGGAAGGGUAAUGAUUAGAGAGUACACAAGCAUGGUGAACAAACCAAAGAGAGGCAGGUUUAAAAUGGAUGGAUUAUAGGAAGAGAGAAAGAGAAGGAGAAGUGUGACUUCUCCUAAGGAGGGAAAUCUUCUGUUUUUAGGCAGUGGGUGUGCCCUGUGAAGCAGUCAACCAUAAACAACCACAAAACCACAUGGCAAUAAACAAAUAAAUAAACAAGACAUUAGUGAUGGA